AGCGGACUGGUGGAGGUGGCAACUGCUGACGGUUGUAAACAAACAUGAGUCGACUGUAAGACGCUCCUCACAACACUGACCUCACAUCUCAAGACCAAGUACAAGUUCACAAUGUCAAGUAGAGAAAAAAAGUUCUCCUGUAUGGAAUGUGACAAAGUGUUUUGCUGGAAGACUUCUCUGAAGAAACAUUUACUUACUCACAGUAAUAUCAAACACUUUGAAUGUGAUGAAUGUGGGAAACAGUUUUCAAGAAAGAGUAAUCUCAAGACACAUACACUUGUGCACAAAGGCAUUAAAGAUUUUGAAUGCAAUGAAUGUGGGAAAAAGUUUUUACAAAAGAGUAAUCUCAAGACACAUUUAAUUGUGCACAAUGGCAUUAAGAAGUUUAAUUGUGAUCUAUGUGGGGAACAAUUUUCUUAUAAGAGUGUUCUCAAGACACACAUACUUGCACACAAUGGCAUUAAAGAUUUUGAAUGCAAUGAAUGUGGAAAAAAAUUUUCACACAAAGGCAAUCUCACGACACAUUUAAUUGUGCACAAUGGUAUUAAGAAGUUUAAAUGUGAGGAAUGUGGCAAACAGUUUUCAAAAAAGAGUAAUCUCAAGAUGCAUAUACUUGCACACAAUGGCAUUAAAGAUUUUGAAUGUUAUGAAUGCGGGAAAAAGUUUUCACACAAAUGUAAUCUUAAGACACAUUUAAUUAUGCACAAUGGCAUUAAGAAGUUUAAAUGUGAGGAAUGUGGGAAAAAAUUUUCUCGCAAACACACUCUCAAAAGACAUAUACUUGCACACAAUGGCAUAAAGAAUUUUAAGUGUGAGGAAUGUGGGAAACUUUUUUCACAUGAGAUUUCUCUGAAGACUCAUAUACUUGGACACAGUGGCAUUAAAGAUUUUGAAUGUGAAGAAUGUGGGAAAAGAUUUACACGAAAUAGCGCUCUAAAGACACAUUUGCUUGUCCAUAGUGGUAUUAAAAAAUUUAAAUGUGAUCAAUGUGGGAAAUCUUUUUCCACAAAAGGUAAUCUGAAAUAUCAUAUAAUUGCACAUGAAAAAGUAUAAUUUUCUAAAUGUUUGAAUAAAUUUGACAUCAGUAUAGAACCAUGUCAGUAAGCUAUGAAUACUUCAGAAUAAACAAUAGUGACAAAUGCCACCUAUACAUAAUAAACAUUUAUAUUAUCUACUCUAAUGAAGUAAGUUUCUUCAGUCUUUGCACAAGUACUUAACUGUGACAUAAACAAUAUCUCAAAAAAAUAAACUUGUGUUAGUUGUGGGAUCAUACCAGUCUAGUUGAACUUCCAUUAUAACCUUGCUAAUAUGUUAUGGUCGCAAGUUCUAUUUGCUAGUCAAGUCAGGUGAAGUUAGUUUAUUCAUGUCCUCCUGUCAUUUGGAAACUGUGACUCAUACAGUAGCUAAAUACUUGAUCCAGACCAGAAGUUUAGCCUCUCCAGUGAGCCUAUGCAUUCUUAUAUAAGAGCCUUGAUGGUUUAGAGGAGCAGCAGUAGGUGUUCAGCUGUCAGUGGGACUUGUUCUACUAUGGCCUACUCUUGGUUGGACCUCCUGCUGACUCACAGUUAGUUAGAUUUUAGUUCUCCGGCUGAGGUGAGGCUUUAUGGGGAGUCAUUACAUCUAUCUCCCUUGGUUAUCUUGUAUUAAUCUUUGUCAACCUUUAAGGUAGUGAUGAAUUAUAUUAUUGGGACAUCACAGUUGAUUAUAAUUUGUCUAGAUGUCAUAUAGUAAAUAUAUUUAUGUGUGAAAUGUUA
This is a messenger RNA of Homarus americanus (American lobster), 1754 nucleotides long. RefSeq names its product gastrula zinc finger protein XlCGF8.2DB-like. NCBI's taxonomy places the organism in Eukaryota, Metazoa, Arthropoda, Malacostraca, Decapoda, Nephropidae. Bases 112 to 1053 code for a protein of 313 amino acids. The transcript is spliced from 2 exons. Gene Ontology annotation, biological process: regulation of transcription by RNA polymerase II. Gene Ontology annotation, molecular function: DNA-binding transcription activator activity, RNA polymerase II-specific; RNA polymerase II cis-regulatory region sequence-specific DNA binding. The record is from RefSeq and is a predicted model, not a curated record. Gene Ontology annotation, cellular component: nucleus.